AUGGGGCCCCCGGGCAAUAGGGGAUCAUGGGGCCCCUGUGUCCUUGCCCAAACUCAAAAAAGCCUAUGAAAAAGAGAUUGUGUUCUGGAAGAAUGCCCACACGAUCACUUUGUGUAUACAAGUUUCAAACGGACGAUGUUCCACACAUCCUUACAAUAUAAGGUCCCUAACCAGGGGCGGACUGACAACUCUUGGGGCCCCCAGGCAAUAGGGGAUCAUGGGGCCCCUGUGUCCUUGCCCAAACUCAAAAAAGCCUAUGAAAAAGGUACCAGGGGCAUCUCAUGGGGCCCCCUACUGACCCCAGGCCCUCGGGCAGUGCCCAAGUUUCCAAAUGGUCAGUCCGCCCCAUCC
This is a messenger RNA of Staurois parvus, 351 nucleotides long. The record is from the annotation of a GenBank genome assembly. NCBI's taxonomy places the organism in Eukaryota, Metazoa, Chordata, Amphibia, Anura, Ranidae.